This is a messenger RNA of Rhea pennata, 1659 nucleotides long. It is a transcript of the gene MANEA, whose product is annotated as mannosidase endo-alpha. Gene Ontology annotation, molecular function: alpha-mannosidase activity. The record is from RefSeq and is a predicted model, not a curated record. Gene Ontology annotation, cellular component: Golgi apparatus. The transcript has 6 exons. NCBI's taxonomy places the organism in Eukaryota, Metazoa, Chordata, Aves, Rheiformes, Rheidae. Bases 201 to 1565 code for a protein of 454 amino acids.
AGCCUCGCCCCAGCGGAGCGGUGCGGCGCCGCGGCUUCGGGCGGCCACCUGCUCGGGAGGCUGUGAGCGGCCCCGGGAAGCUGGUCCGUACCUAGCGCCAGGUGGAGAAGCAGUGGGCAGCGCUCUUUUGCUCCUGGUCCACAAGUGCUCGAGUUAGUUGUGGCCAAAAUCCUUUCGUUUGGAAUCUGAACUAUGACAUCAUGGCAAGAUUUCGCAGAAGAACGUGCAUCAUUUUAUUGCUUUUUAUUUUAUUUAUUUGCUCCAUAAUGAUGGCUUUGAAGACUCUCAGACCUGACAGAGCUGGCUUUGGGGAUCCGUUUGGACUUGGUCUGUUGCCUGAACUUCAACAACGGACAGUGCUCUUAGAAAAUAAACAGAAUCUACUAAAUAGGGUUCAAGGAGAUACUGUGACGCACAUCAGUAAUUUUCAUACUAGUGCUAUGAAAGCAUCUAUGCCUCCUGUAAAAAAGCUGGAAGAAGAGCUGUCUUCUCCUAAUUAUAACUUUCAUGUAUUCUAUUACAGUUGGUUUGGAAAUCCACAGUUUGAUGGUAAAUAUAUUCACUGGAACCAUCCAUUGUUGCCACAUUGGGAUCCCAAAAUUGCAAACAAUUAUCCAAAAGGAAGGCAUAAUCCUCCUGAGGAUAUAGGGGCCAACUUUUAUCCUGAACUUGGAUCUUACAGUUCCAAAGACCCUUCCGUCAUAGAAGCCCACAUGAAGCAAAUGCGUUCCGCCUCAAUUGGUGUAAUAGCACUUUCAUGGUACCCACCAGGUAUGGCUGAUGAAAAUGGAGAACCAACUGAUGAUUUGGUACCUGUAAUUUUGGAUUUUGCACACAAAUACAAUCUCAAGGUUGCUUUUCAUAUUGAACCCUACAAAGAUAGAGAUGAUCGCAGUAUGUACAACAAUGUCAAAUACAUCAUUGACAAAUAUGGAGGCCAUCCAGCCUUUUACAGGUAUAAGACCAGCACAGGCAGAUUUCUUCCCAUGUUCUAUGUUUAUGACUCUUACAUAACAAUUCCUGAAAUAUGGGCAAAUCUGCUAACUGUUUCUGGAUCCCAGACUAUUCGAAAUACUCCAUAUGAUGGAUUAUUCAUUGCACUUCUGGUGGAAGAAAGACAUAAGCAUGAUAUUCACAGAAGUGGCUUUGAUGGAAUGUACACAUACUUUGCCACCAAUGGCUUCUCUUACGGCUCAUCUCAUCAUAAUUGGGCAAGUUUAAAAGCCUUCUGUGACAGUAACAACUUAAUGUUUAUUCCAAGUGUAGGGCCAGGAUAUAUUGAUACCAGUAUCCGACCAUGGAACAACCACAAUACUCGUAAUCGUGUCAAUGGAAAGUACUAUGAGACUGCCUUUAGUGCAGCCCUUUUGGUGCGACCAGAAAUUAUUUCUAUCACAUCUUUUAAUGAGUGGCAUGAAGGAACGCAGAUUGAAAAAGCUGUCCCGAAACGGACUGGACAGGUAGUUUACCUUGAUUAUAAGCCCCAUAAACCAAAUGUUUACUUAGAGCUCACUCAGAAGUGGUCUGAGAAGUAUAGAAAAGAAAAAGAACAGUGGCUUAUGUGAGCUAUUGUUACUGCAGUUUGUUCUUAACACAUCAAAUACAUUGAGAUAGAAAUUGAGCUGAAAAAUCUGUUACUAAAUGUCUUCUCUUAUAGAU